UCGCGUGAAUUUGAAAAACCGGACGGAACCAAUUUUGAGGUGCAACGGUGAAAUCUGUCCGAUAGAAACGACUAAAAAAUGAAAUUGAACUUUGAGAAGUUCUCCAUUUGAACGUGGUUAAAUGUUUAACGUGUAUAUUUAUGUUUAGACGUGGUUUCAAACCAGUUUUAGCAAAGACGAUGGUAUUCUGGAUGUUUGCUGUGUUUUUACUGACAGGGGCCGCCGCGGAGGAAAUGGUGAACAUCCCGGGAGGAAAGAUGUCAAUGGGAACCAGUGCACCCGAUGGGAGAGACGGAGAGUCUCCCACCAAGGAGGUCGAGCUUCAGCCUUUUGAAAUAGACAGACACCCCGUCACAAACGCCGAUUUCAGAGACUUUGUGAGAGCCCAGAAGUACAAAACUGAAGCCGAGACGUUUGGCUGGAGUUUCGUGUUUCAGGACUUCGUGUCAGAAGAGCUGAAGAGCAAAGUCACUCAGAGAAUUGAGUCUGCUCCGUGGUGGCUGCCUAUAGAGCGUGUGUUUUGGAGACAGCCUUCAGGGCCUGGUUCGGGGAUUCGAGAUCGUCUGGACUUUCCAGUGGUUCAGGUGAGCUGGAAUGACGCCCAGGCCUUCUGCAGCUGGAAAAGCAAGAGACUGCCCACGGAGGAGGAGUGGGAGUGGGCUGCACGUGGGGGGCUGCAAGGUCGGACCUACCCAUGGGGAAACAAGUUCCAGGCCAACAGAACCAACCUGUGGCAGGGAUCUUUCCCAGAUGGAGACACUGCAGAGGAUGGAUACCACGGCAUCUCUCCUGUUACAGCGUACCCUCCCCAGAAUAGCUAUGGACUGUAUGACAUGAUGGGAAAUACAUGGGAGUGGACAUCCACACGCUUUUCAGCAGCGAGGCCGAUGUACGUGCUGCGCGGUGCCUCCUGGAUCGACACAUUGGACGGUUCAGCUAAUCACAAGGCUCGAAUCACAACCAGGAUGGGCAACACUCCCGACUCUGCUUCUGACAACCUUGGAUUCAGAUGUGCUGCCAGUGAUGGACAGAAGGGCAGGAAGAAAAAAGAAAAAGCAGAACUAUAGCCUCAGAGGACAGCAGUGUGGAUUUGAGCCAGCAGUGAACAGCCUUUAAUAAUAAAUGUGAUGACUUUAAAGUUUACAACAAGAUGGAAGCAAAGGACUAAAUAAAAAUGAGGAAGAAAUUCACAUUAAACGUGAAGCUAACUAUAUUUCUCCUGUGGAGAAUUUCAUAAAGAAUAAAGGAAAUCUACCAUUAUGAAACAUUUAAUAAAAAAUACUUUUUAAAAUGAUGAAAAAAAUAAUUUAUUACUAUUUUCCAAGAACUUUCUGUUUACCUGUAACAGUAACAUCAUGCCAGAUGCUAAAUGAUUACACCAUGCAUUUGCUACUUCGCCUUUAGAGGUCGCCACAGGAGAUAAAUCUGCCUCCAUCUCACCCUAUCCCUCACAUCUCUCUAAAUCUAUGAAUCUCCCGUCUGGUCUUCCUCUUUUCUUCCUGCCUGGCACCUCCAUCUUCAACAUUCUUUGUCCAAUAUAUCCACUAUUCCUCUUCUGUAAAUGUCCAAGCUUGUUAUCCUUGCCUCUCAAACCUUUGGCUCCCAAGACACUCAACCUGAGCUCUGAUGUACACAUUUCUAAUCUUGUCAAUUCUGGACACUUCCAACAUCAAUCUAAAAUUCUUCAGCUCUCUCAAAACUACUUCCUUCUUUCUAGGGUGGACUGUUGAAAUUCCUCGUUUUGCAACCUUGCAGUGUGAGUACUGCGAGAUCAUGUUUCUCCCCCGUUAGCUUCUCUUCAGUGGAUCCCUGUGAAUUCCUGAAUUUAUCCCACAUUUAUUCUCAAAAGACCUCAUUGUACUAUAUAAUCCCCACGGAGCACUGCUGUUUGUGCUCCCUCUGUGCCCCUCUUUUCUCUUUCUCCUCACUGGUCACAGCACAUGGCUGCCCAUCCUGGAGCCGUUUUCUGCUGCAUAGUGCAGGCUUAACUAAAGAGACUUGCUUACAUGCCUCUGAACAUAUCCAGUGAAAUGAACAAGUGGGGCACUCUUUGCCAGCAUUGGUAGUCUUCCUUCCAUGUGGUGGGAUGUGUCUUUUGUUGAGCGUUUCUAUGUGACUGGGUAGUAAAUUGGUCCGUUUGUUCAGUCUAGGCUUCUCUAAUCCUGUCCUUGGCUUUCUGUUUACUUUCCCAUAGUGAGGGUCUGACUGAUUGGGCUCAUUCUGCUAAACAGACCAGAAAUGUUUUGAAAAACUCCACUUUGGUUAAAUACAGUAACAGUAUAAAGCCAAGACCUCUGACUUUGUGAUGAAGUGUCUUAGCCCUGACCAAAGAAUCAGUUUGAGUCCUGGUUAUUCUAAUAAUCUAAUGAUAUAAAAUUGACAAACUGUUAUCAAACAGCUUGUGCAGAGGUUGUUUUAAGCUGCAUUUCUUGAGGAGGAGAGCAAAGUUA
This is a messenger RNA of Haplochromis burtoni (Burton's mouthbrooder), 2450 nucleotides long. It is a transcript of the gene sumf2, whose product is annotated as sulfatase modifying factor 2. The record is from RefSeq and is a predicted model, not a curated record. NCBI's taxonomy places the organism in Eukaryota, Metazoa, Chordata, Actinopteri, Cichliformes, Cichlidae. The transcript is spliced from 9 exons. Bases 141 to 1067 code for a protein of 308 amino acids. Gene Ontology annotation, cellular component: endoplasmic reticulum.